This is a messenger RNA of Alligator mississippiensis (American alligator), 5831 nucleotides long. Its product is annotated as very-long-chain enoyl-CoA reductase. NCBI's taxonomy places the organism in Eukaryota, Metazoa, Chordata, Crocodylia, Alligatoridae. The transcript is spliced from 14 exons. Gene Ontology annotation, molecular function: oxidoreductase activity, acting on the CH-CH group of donors. The record is from RefSeq and is a predicted model, not a curated record. Bases 3889 to 4713 code for a protein of 274 amino acids. Gene Ontology annotation, biological process: very long-chain fatty acid biosynthetic process.
CCGGGCCGGGCCGGGCUGGGGCUGGGGCCGGGGCCGGCAGCGCUGGCCUUGGCCGCAUGGAGCCCCCCCCGGCAGGGCUCGCGACUCCUGGGGAAGGGAGGAAGGGAGGGGACGGGGGAUGUCCUGAUUGGCCGGAGAGCCGGGGGGCCCGCGUUAAAGUGCAGCGGCGCCGGGCGGAGGAGCAGGCGGCUUCGCUGCGGGCACGGCCGCGCCCGGCCCCACCAUGAGCGGCAGGGCCACUUUCUUCGAGGAGACCCGUUGUCCUACACCCACGCGCAAAGGCAAAACCCCCUUAGGAAUCAGAUGUAAGAGGCAAAAUAAUUGCAGAUUAAAAAAUGAACAGGGUAUAAAAUAGUCUGAAAAGACUUGCCCGGUCCUAGGAUUGUCUUUCUGUGCACCUCUUCCCCUCCCCCACCAACAUAAGAAAUAUCCUAGACCUCUCUGUGAACAAAAGCAGCCCAACUUGUCUCUGGUCUUGGCAGGGGUGGGAGUGUGCAGGGUGGUUUCUUCUCUAUAGUCCCAUCUACCCUUGGGGAAUUUUAGGGGAUAACAUUCCCAUUGGUGCUGCUAAUGUUUCAUGUGCACCAAUAUUAGCUUCUCUUGAGCACUAGGAUAGUCAAGUAUCUUGCUGCCUCCUUCAUUUAAACCUGAGGGCCCCACACUUGGGGGUCAAACAACUCUAAUUUCUCCCCCCCAUGCCCAUCAAGGAAACUGUCUGCUCUGCUGCCUAUCUUCACAAUGGCAAGUAGAGCUGGGCUGGCCAUGAAGGGGUUGCUUUAUGUAGCACUCUUCACAAGUAUAACUUGAAGCACUCUACGAAGUAGGUCAGUUUUAUAGCCAUUUUAUAGAUGGGACCAAAACCCAAGAGAGGUAAAGUGAUUUGUCGGAGAUCACUUGGUAAGACACUAGCAGAGCCUGAAAUGGAACCCAGGUAUCUUGAAUCUUAGAUCAGCUCACCAUCUACUAGGUCACGUGAGUGACAAGUGCAGAACAUUUCCCAAAUUUAUAUGGUGUCCAUGCACAGAGGCCAGGCAACUCUUCCUUGUCUCAUUCCAGGUGUGGUCUAUGGUCUUUCAAAGUUCUGAUCUUGUAAACCAGUGGUGGUUUUCCCAAGGAAUAUGGGAGUGGGGUGGGGGCCCCCUCCAGAUUACCAAAUCUGUUUGAGUUCUCUUUGGUGUGUGACUCAAGGUGGGGGUUGUAGAACAAAGAGGUUUUGGCAACAGUGAGACUGGCUGUGGCAGAGAACGUCAUUCUUGCCUACUUGACUUCUGAUACGUGAGUAGAAGAAACAUCUUAUAAUAUUGAAUUGUAUUUUUUCUCCAUAAGGUCAAAAGAGAACUAUAAAUACAGAGAAAAGUAUUCAAAUUGUAGGUCUGUAUUGUUCACUACACACACCCGAAACACUUACCUUUAUGCACCUGUAACAUCUUGCUGAGAGUUACGAAGUACUUCACAAACAUAAAAAUCAUACUCUGUCUCUAAAUAUUUUUACUUAUUGAUUAAAAACAAAGUUGUUAUAAAAAGCUUUUUCUUUCUGGAUUUUUUUUUUUCCCCUUGUGUGUCUGAAAACACUUAAUACAGAGUCAGAUUCACUGCUUUCUCUAUAUAAUUGAAUGGAGGUGGACUUUUACCAUCCACAGAGUAUGAGGAGAACCACUGAAGUCAAGCAUCUUGAAACAAAGACAAAUGAGUAAUUUUUCAAACCAGACAUAAAUGGUCAAUAACAGUAAUUUUCUCAACAAAGGAGAGAGAAAUAUUUUUUUUUUUUAAAUAAGAAAAUGUGAUGGUAAAGUGCCUAGAUUAUUCAAAUGGAUGGAGGGGCUGAUGCAAGACAUAAAACUACUUUCUAACUCAUUGUUUUUAAUGGGCUUCAUUUCAAGCUCACAUUGUCCCUUUAGUUGGUAGACUCUCUUCUCAGACCAUAAGAAUCGAGAGUCGCAACACUGAUUUGAAUGUAAUUUAAACAAUUCUAUAGUUCAAAAGUCAUUAGGAUAUAAAUAAAAACAGCCCUCUGUGGUAGGUAAAGGAUGUAGACAUUGAAACACAGAGGAGUUGAGUGAUUUGCCUGUGAUCAUACAAAAUGUCUGCAGUAGAGCCAUAGAGUUAUAACUUGUCAAAAGCAGAAGCAAAUCUCUGAUUUCAUGUAGCAGUUUUGUUUAUUGGUGUCUCAAAUAAUAUCGGGAAAGGGCUACCAUAAUUUGGAGAAAUAUAAACAUUAAUGGCACUUCUUUAAAAUGUUGAUGAUAUAAGUCUCUAGUGGUAAACUUCACUUCCUAAAUCUACUGAAUACAAGAAAUCAUGGACUAAAAUCUAGACAUUAGAUUUAUGGCACAUUAAAACCUGCCUGCCAUCUGAUAACCCCAGGUAACCUCUCUACAUUAUACCUGCUACAUUCUACCACCAGGUUAACACUCCCUCCUUCCCUACUCCUCCCCACCUGUCCCUCACCUGUUAACUCACAUCCCCUUUGAUCUUCCCUGCCACACAUUUGCUUUUUCACUGACCUGCAUUUUGCAUAUUGGCUUAAGCUUCUAUUAUACCCAGGAGAGCCCACAAACACCAGAGACCUGAAGAAGGGUGUUUGUGCCCAAAAGCUUGUAAAGAACAAUUUUUUCCAACUAUUUAGUUGGUCUAAUAAAAAACCUUGUCUGCCAAUGGUAAACUAAGACACUCCAAGUAAAGGAAAGAGUGGGGCUCUCUGCUGUGCUGAAAGAAAGCUCCACUGAGACAAAUGCACACACGUAUACUUUGGUGGGCUAGUCAUGUUACUUCUCUUUUUUUCUGGGCUAUCAAUGCAGUGAGGACCCGGUUUCACAAGGUGCUAUACACACUUCAAGAAGUUUAGUGAGUUCAACUCCCACCAAAGUUUGUGGGACUCAAAGAUGCUGGGUACUGAGUACAUGGGCUCAGCAUCCUGCAGAACUGAGCCUUUGACUCUCCACUGUCUUUCUAUGAAGGGUCCCUUAGAGUAAUGUGAGAAUAGACCUGAAGGCUGCCCUAUGUUCCACCCUGACUGGGUUACUAGAUAACCCUGCAGCAAAGAAGCCUAGGUGGGCCCUCUGGGAGUGAUACUUUUGGAAGAGUACCUUCUCCAUACUAACUUUUCACACCAUCCAGAGAACAGACAGAGAAGUUCCUUUUGCUAGAACAGAAAUAAUAUUUCUGCAAUAGAUAUGAAAGAAUUCAUUUCUGCACUACAGUUGUAAGGCCAGCUUCAGAAUAUACAGCCAGUGGGAUGGAGGGCUUCCCAGCAGGCAGAGAGCUAGCUGCUCAUCAGUCUCCAGUGCAAGAAACAUGCUUAAAGAAAAAGUUCCUGAGGAAAGUUGAAAGUUAGGGAUUUUCAGGGCCAUUUUUUUAAACCUGUGCUGACAUUGAUCCAAUUCUUAGUAGAAUCAGGACAGAGGAUACACAUUGCCCUCUCACUAUUUAGCUGAGUUAGGGGCACUGAUUCAGGCUUGAGGAAGGCCAGAGCGGGAAUCCAAGUUAGACUGAAUUAAGCGAUGUAAUUCCACUCUAAUUAUCAAACUAAUCAGAAGUGUUGCCAACAAGAGAAGUUUUAAAACUACACCAAGCAGUAGUAUUGGACAGAGAGGGGAAAUGCAUUAGAUCAUGGGGGAGUUCUCAAUUACAGAUAAUUUAUAGACUAUUUUGUAAUAUAUUAAUGGAUCAGAAGUAGAAGGUUCUAAUAUUAUUUCUCAACUUGGAUUUUAAUUAGGAUUACACUGAUAACAUCAAUCUAAACGUGCCACACAAUAAAGACUUCAGAAAAGCACCUCUUUGUACAGAAGAUCAAAGAGUCAAGUGGAAAUACUCGACUGGAAGACAAAAAAACAGCUGUGCUUUCUGGAUAAGGUGGAACCACAUGCUACAAUUAGAGAGAUCAGGUUGAUGUUCCAUAAGUCAUAUCCACAGUGGUAUCCAGCAAGGCAGUCAAUAAGACUUAAGCCUAAGGGAAAAGCCUUGAGGGAUGAGGAAAUUCUGCAGAACCUCCCAGUUGGCACAACUGCUACACUGUAUUUUAAAGAUUUAGGGCCUCAAAUAGGAUGGACUAUGGUAUUUUUGAUAGAAUACGCAGGACCAUUGUUCAUCUAUUUUCUGUUUUAUUUCCGUAUGCCUUUUGUCUAUGGCCUGGAUGAGAGAUUUACAUCAAGGCCACAUCCAGUAGUUAACUUGGCAUGUAUCUGCCAUUCUUUCCACUACAUCAAAAGGUUGAUUGAAACAGUAUUUGUUCACCGGUUUUCCCAUGGAACUAUGCCACUGAGGAAUAUUGUUAAGAACUGCUUAUAUUACUGGGGAUUUGCUGCUUGGCUGGCUUAUUACAUCAAUCAUCCUCUCUAUACACCUCCUUCCUAUGGACAAAAACAGAUAAAUAUUGCUGUGAUCAUGUUUCUGCUGUGUGAGGCUGGGAAUUUCUCUAUCCAUGUUGCACUCAGUGAUCUCAGGAGAGACGGAUCCAAAAUCCGUAAAAUCCCAUAUCCAACAAAGAAUCCUUUCACGUGGCUGUUUUUCUUUGUAUCCUGCCCUAACUACACGUACGAGGUGGGGGCCUGGAUCAGCUUCACUGUCAUGACUCAGUGUGUCCCAGUGGCAUUGUUUACUUUGCUUUGCUUUAUUCAGAUGACAAUUUGGGCAAAAGAUAAACACUGCACCUACCUACGAGAAUUCAAGGAUUAUCCAAGUCUUCGAAUGCCAAUUAUUCCUUUCUUAUUAUAAGAAGAAAGACUUAUUUGAAUGCUUGUGUGGAACUACAGGAAGAAAAAGCUAAUGGGUUUCUUUUAUGGACAAAACUGCUAGUAAUUGGGAGAAUUUGUUUAAAUAACUAAGCUGAGAUGGCUCUAGUGCAUACUGGAUCUCCAUUGCUGUGGGAAAUUCUAGACAGUUGAAACCCUCCUAAUAUGUCUAAAUUCAGGGGCAUUUUUGAAACCCAGAUUAAUUGCCAUGACUGUUGCUUCAUUGAUGGUCAUAGGUCCCUAUGGCUCACUAUAACCAAACUGGCCUAGAGCUUUCCAGUCAGUAACAGCUGGGUCUUCCUCUACCAGUGAUCUGAGGCAGCGAGAAGGCUUGCCGUGAGGAAUUUCCAGCUUUGGGAGCAGCAUUCCACCAGAGUGCCGAUCAUGUUGCCUUUCCUGAGUCUCCCCAGCUGGAGUGAAAUUGGUGCGGGGGCAAGUGCAUCAUAAGUUACAAAGGGAAAGAUGUACUUGGAAUAGAGAGGUGAGCACUACCACAGAGGACUGAGAUGAUUAUUCUAACGUAUGUGUUGUCUGGGCAAUCUGAAAGCAAAAGUAAUUUUGGGUAUAACAUCCCUUUUUUAGAAAGUUCCUUUACCAAUAAAUUGUUCAUUGGCUAGUAGAGAAGAUUUUGAAGAUCUAAUCUCUUCUGCAGCUAUGCUAUCUGACCUGUUUUCAUAAAACAAGUCAUUGUGAUACCAAAGGAUCUUUUAUCUAGACAUUUUGUGUUAGUGUUCUCUGAAGAGUUUUUAAUAUACUUUGUAAACAAAAUGCACUAACCUAACAGUCCUCAAAAUGAUAGUUCCAUCAACAUUUGCAAGCCAGGGAGGAGGACCCAGAUACACUUUGAACUUCCUGUGUUUUGUUUUCCACAAGGUGUUCAGUGUGACCUGGGAAAGUUUUGUACAAAACUACUCAAGAAACUGUUGCAAUCGUGUCUUACUGACAUUUUAAAGAAACUAUUUUAGAACAUAUCUAUGAAUAGAAGACAUAUAUACUGUUUUGUUUCAUGACUAUUUAUUUAUCUAUAAAAGAUGUAUAGAAGGAUUUUUUGCAGCUAUUUGUAAUAAUGACAUAUGCAAUAAAUCAAACCUACAUUUUGAA